CUACGCUCCGGCUGGAGGAGAGCUCUCCGUGGUGUGUUUGUGUGGCUGCUGGUGCGGUUGUUUGCGUGUGUUUGUGUGUGAGUGUGCGUGUGUGCGUGUCUGAAUGCGAGCAAGUAGAUGUUAUUUUCCUUUUUAUAGUUUUAAUUUUUUUAAUUUUGCCAACACAUUUGGGCUAAAGUUGCGUCUGUGCGAGCGGCUGAAGCCUUGCGAAGGAGGAUUUUUGAAACUGACUUGAACGCUGCAAACUCUAAUGAACUCGAGAAUAACAAGUUUGCUGCGAGCAGCCUGCGAAAACAAGCCGCAUCUACGCAGUUUGGAGAAUUUCGGUGCAUCAUCUUUAUCGACGCCGACUGGCUUCGGCUUCUGGUUGUGUAGUUGCAGUUUCAGCCGCUUUUGAAGUCAAAAUGUCUUUUUUUUAGCCGCUCAUAGCGAAUGAACUUGUCUUAACCGACAUUUGGGAGACAGUAAAAGUAGAUUGUUGGGGAUAAGCCAUAAAGUUCCUCAAUUAAAAAAAAUGCUAAAGACCCUGACAAAAAAGCUCAGAAGACAUUCUCUCAAUGAGAUCCAUCCUUUCCAAGUGAAGAUUUCUUAUCAUGGCAGUGGAGAGGGAGCGGAGAGUGAUGACUCAGAAGGCGAGAACCAGGAGCUUGCACAAAUUGACAGAGAAAGACGGAGAAAUUGCGCCCUCACCCCUUUGGCCACCAGCCAGCAGCACAAUCAGGGUGCCAUCUCUCCAGCUCGCCUGCGACGCCUCCGCCUCCUUCUAGAUGCCAAUCUGGAUCGUCACUCAUCAGAGGAAGAGCUUGAGCGGAUCAGCUGUGGCGAUAACAGGAAGUGGGUGUCCGCUCUGCCACAGCGCCACAGCGAUCACCAAAGCAGCGCUUCAAGCGACGAGGAGGUGCGGGACCUCUGUGGGUGCCGGUCGCCGCCCGCCUCUGCCAGGCCGCUGGUCGAGCCUGGUGCUUGCCUUGCUGCCUCUCCCAGCCCUGUACUCUUCAGCUCCAGCCCACCACAUAACCUCAAACCGCCCCAAAUAAGAUUUCAACUUCAGGUGGUUCAGCCAGUCACACGGCCCAUCAUUCUCACCCACUUUGACCAGUCAGCACCUUACAGAAAGUAUCGACACAGCUAUGGUGGGGAGUCUGGGAGACCCAGUCUGGAUCUGGAAAAAAUGCAACAGAAAAUGCUGCUGAAGAAGAACUGUGGGGGGAAAACGAGAACCAUUAAGAUCCGGAACCUGACUGGCACUCGUCCUCCACCCCGGUACACCUACGACCCGUCCAUCUUUGCCUUCCGCUCCUUGAGCACAGUGCCCCCCUGCAGCCCCCUGACUCCACCUGAAGAUCAGCCCUGCUUAUAAGCAAAUUGAAUUCACCAUGCCAGACACCAGCCCCACACCUCAUUUCCAGGUGGCUUCUUCCUUGUGGUUUCUGCAACAAGUUCAAGGACUGACCACUGGAAAGUCAUUUGUUUGAUGAUGGAACUGUUGCGCUCUCAGGUAAUCCCUCCCUGUCUUUUUGAUCAUUUGCUGAAAUUAGAAGCUUUUGAAGCUAAAAGAAAUACGUCCUAGCAUAACUUUUCUGAUGUUAGGUGUAUAUACAGCUGUAACUGUGGAAUAAAUGAUCACAAAACAAGCAUGGACUGCAGGCCAGGGCCUGAACUUUGUUGUAGUUUGGAUCUUAUUGAAGGGAAAGAUGCAUGUUAGACAAUCAAGUGGUUCCAGGGUUUUUUCCUUUGUAACUUCCUAUCUAAACAAGGUGAGUUGAGUCAUCUGCUAUUUUGUUAUGCUUCAAAUAAGACAGUGGUUGCAUUUAUCUGUCUAAAACUACUUAUAUGGAUGUGUUUGAGUACACAGUACUAUAAGGUCGAGCUAUAACAAACAUGUAUGACUGUAGAGGAAUAGUCGACCUUUGAUUAUGAUGUACAUUUCUUAACAAGUUGUCACUUGUAGUCCAGGUCAGUUAUUCUCUUUUCUUGCAUGAAUUCCACAGCUGUGCAGAAAGAGAGAUCUGUGGAAACA
This is a messenger RNA of Nematolebias whitei (Rio pearlfish), 2020 nucleotides long. RefSeq lists its product as uncharacterized. NCBI's taxonomy places the organism in Eukaryota, Metazoa, Chordata, Actinopteri, Cyprinodontiformes, Rivulidae. Bases 515 to 1360 code for a protein of 281 amino acids. The record is from RefSeq and is a predicted model, not a curated record. The transcript is spliced from 5 exons.